AUGACAAUAAUAACCUACUUUUUUUCAAUAGCUAGCCAAUCUCCAAAAAAAUUUAUUCUAAUUUUUAUUAAAAAACCACUUAUUCUAAUAACUCCCAACAACGCAAACACAAAUUAUAUUAGGAAAAAAUCUUUUUAUGUGUAAAUUAAUAAAUUAGUGAUUUUAAAAAGCAAAUAGAAGAAGAGAAAACAAUUAGCAGUAACCAAGAAAAGUGUUUCAAACCCUACAUAUAAAAAAAUUUAACAUAUGCGAUUUGAAAAACAAGUACAUAAAAAAAAAUUAAUUUAUAAUCUCAAAUUUUACAGGCUAAAAAACAAAUAUUAUUCAAUAUCCUUAAAGCUGCUUAAGAAAGAGUUUGAUUCAAUAGAAUUCCUCAAGAGGUUGAUAAGAAUCUCUGGUUGA
Messenger RNA from Tetrahymena thermophila SB210, 402 nucleotides. RefSeq lists its product as hypothetical. The record is from RefSeq and is a predicted model, not a curated record. The transcript has a single exon. NCBI's taxonomy places the organism in Eukaryota, Ciliophora, Oligohymenophorea, Hymenostomatida, Tetrahymenidae.